AUGGCCUCCCAGGUUUGUCAAAACUAUCACCAGGAUUGUGAAGCUGCUGUCAACAAGCAGAUUAACCUGGAGCUCACUGCCUCCUAUCUCUAUCAGUCUUUGAUGUCGUACUUUGACCAGGAUGUUGCCCUGCACCAUUUCUCCCAGUUCUUCAAAGCUCAGUCCCAGGAGAAGCAGGAACAUGCAGAGAAGCUGCUGAAAUUCCAGAAUCGGCGUGGGGGCAGAGUCCUCCUCCAGGAUGUGAAGAAGCCAGAGAGGGAUGAGUGGGGUAACGGUCUGCAGGCAAUGCAGGUUGCCCUGGAUCUGGAGAAGAAUGUGAACCAGAGUUUGCUGGAUCUACACCAACUUGCCACUGCCCAGACUGACCCUCAUCUGUGUGACUUCCUGGAGACCCACUAUUUGGAUGAGGAGGUUGAGAUCAUCAAGUGA
Messenger RNA from Hemiscyllium ocellatum (epaulette shark), 429 nucleotides. Its product is annotated as ferritin, heavy subunit-like. Gene Ontology annotation, molecular function: ferrous iron binding; ferric iron binding. The record is from RefSeq and is a predicted model, not a curated record. The transcript has 4 exons. The coding region runs from base 1 to 429 and encodes 142 amino acids. Gene Ontology annotation, biological process: intracellular iron ion homeostasis; iron ion transport. NCBI's taxonomy places the organism in Eukaryota, Metazoa, Chordata, Chondrichthyes, Orectolobiformes, Hemiscylliidae. Gene Ontology annotation, cellular component: cytoplasm.